Molecule: messenger RNA, 1904 nt
Organism: Brassica napus (rape)
Lineage: Eukaryota; Viridiplantae; Streptophyta; Magnoliopsida; Brassicales; Brassicaceae
Product: protein IQ-DOMAIN 5
Exons: 8
Coding region: 252-1487 (411 amino acids)
Molecular function (GO): protein binding
Source: RefSeq, a predicted model, not a curated record
GUUCAGGUUACCACGGCGCAAUGUAGCACCUGACGACGGCUUGCAAUCAUUCGUUCGUAUCUGUGGAGAGGGGAGGGAAAACGAUAAAAAAAAAAAAAAUCAAAUUUUAACAAGUCAAGUCCUAUCUCUUGAUAAUCCUUCACAAAUUUAGAGUUAGAGAGAUAGAAGAUCAGUGACUGAAGAAAGAUCACUCAUUCACACACCGCCGCCGGUUGUUCUCAUCUUGGUGAUCAUUGCAAGUUUUUGAUACAAUGGGUGCUUCAGGGAGAUGGAUCAAAGCAUUGAUUGGUUUCAAUAAGUCAAGGUCUUCAAACAUGGAUGAUCAGGUGAAGGUUGCAAGCAAGAGCCGGUUUAGGAGAAAACAUUCAGUUGAUUUUGACGCUGAGAAGAAACUUCAAGAUGGAUUUCAAGAUUCAUAUGCGCAUAGUGUAAUAGAUACUUCAACUUCACUACAAUCCUACUGUGGUGCACCUUAUGAAGAGCAAAGUAAGGAACAUUAUGCUGCAACACGCAUCCAAACAGCUUUUCGAGGCUUUCUGGCUAGAAGGGCUUUACGAGCGUUGAAGGGACUGGUUAGACUUCAAGCCCUUGUUAGAGGACACUCUGUGAGAAAACAAGCAGCUGUGACGCUUCGGUGCAUGCAAGCGUUAGUAAGAGUCCAGGCUCGUGUACGGGCAAGACGUGUUCGCCUCGCCUUGGAGAGUGAAACGCGUCAGCAACUACAGCAACAGCUAGCAGAUGAAGCCCGAGUUCGAGAAAUAGAGGAAGGUUGGUGCGAUGGCAUUGGUUCUGUUGAACAGAUCCAAGCAAAGCUGCUAAAGAGGCAGGAAGCUGCAGCUAAGCGUGAGAGGGCUAUGGCAUAUGCUUUGACUCACCAGUGGCAAGCAGGGACUAGGCAGCAGUUAUCUGCGCACAGUAGCUUUCAACCUGAGAAAAACAACUGGGGAUGGAACUGGUUGGAAAGAUGGAUGGCUGUUCGUCCAUGGGAGAACCGGUUUCUUGACAGUUACCUCUUGGAGGAUGGGAAGUUAGGUGAAAAGAACAUGGAGCAGGCUGAGAUUGUGCAUAAAACGCAGAUGAAAAGUGCAAGCAAGAUGCAAAACACUUCAAAUCUUGUGUCCGGUGUUUCAAGUCAGAAGGCAACAUGGCCACCAUCUCUGUCUGAUGGUGAUUCGUCUUCUCCUGGAAUAUCUUCAAGCAUGCCAGUGGUGUCCAUGGCUAUGUCAAAGAAAAACGAUCUUGCUGUAGAAGUUAACUCAAGACCUGUAGCCGGUUCGAGAUCGCACAGCAAACCGAAAGAAAGAUCAAGAGAGGCAGAUAGAUCUUCAAGAGGACGGUUGUCUCUGCCAAACAGUGGAAAGUCCUUAGGAUCUCAGUCAGCUAAAGCCAACCGAGCAGGAACACUCACGCCAACAUCUCAAAAAGUUGCAGUUGAAGACAACUCUGCCCAAAACCAGAGAAGACGCAACUCUGAGCCAACAAAAUAGAGGCUUGCAUAGAGCCCUUGCUAGAGUCUCUGAGAAUCGUCAGUCCAAACGCCUCUCCCAUUGUCCCUGUACAUACGGAGCUUCUGAUAAAGAGAAACACAAAAACGUGGGGGAAGACAUUGGUUUUCAGACUCUAGAGCUUCUUGGUUCACCGAUCAAGAAGAGAACAACGUCUUCUGCCUUCAUUGCUGUUACCUAUCCUUUCCUUUGUCCAUGAUUCUCUGUGGAUUCUUUUUUGGAUCGGUGCUUAUUUAAGUAGGGUGUUUGGGGUAUAUUUGUGAAACAGUUUUUGUCGGGAGAACGAACUCAUGCUGCUCAGGCUCUUCCCAAUGUGUCUAUAUAAAUAGUACCGUGUUUUUAAUUUUAAAAAGAAGUGUGAUUAUAUUACAUUAUCAUAAUAAUUUAUUACUUAUAUCA